UUAUAAAUUCCAAGUGUCCUCAGAUCCAGAGCAUCACGACUCCUGAUGCUGCACACCUCUGAUUGGUCAUUCCCAGCAGAGGCCAGAGCAGCCACGGGGAACCACAGCACUGUCACCGAGCCCAUCCUGCUGGGGCUCUCACACGCCUGUGAGCUGCAGAUGCUCCUCUUGCUGGGGCUCCUCCCGACCUCCCUCCUCACUCUGCUGGGGAACCUGCUCACCGUGGUCCUCACCCUCAUGGACAGGCGCCUCCUCCCCAUGUACUACUUCCUCCGCAACGUUGCUGUCCUAGAGAUCUGGUUCACCUCGGUCAUCUUCCCCAAGAUGCUGACCAACAUCCUGACUGGAAACAGGACCAUCUCCCUGGCAGGCUGUUUCCUACAAAGUUUUCUCUAUUUCUUCCUGGGCACCACAGAGUUCUUCCUACUGGCAGUGAUGUCCUUUGACAGGUAUGUGGCCAUAUGUAACCCCUUGCGUUAUGUCACCAUCAUGAGCAAAAGGGUCUCUGUCCAGCUAGUUCUUUCUUCUUGGGUCACAGGGUUCUUUAUCAUCAUCGUUCCAACUUUCCUCACAAUUCAGCAGCCAUUCUGUGGUCCCAACAUCAUUGAUCAUUUCUUCUGUGACAGCUUUCCACUCCCGGAACUCGUAUGUGCAGACACAAGUCUGAUCAAGCUUCUGGGUUUCAUCCUGGCCAACAUCAGCCUCCUGGGCACUCUGUCCAUGACGGCCACCUGCUAUGGCCACAUCCUCCACACCAUCCUGCGCCUCCCCUCAGCCAAGGAGAGGCAGAAAGCCUUCUCAACCUGUUCCUCCCACAUCACUGUUGUCUCUCUCUUCUAUGGCAGCUGCAUCUUCAUGUAUGUCCGGUCGGGCAAGGGCGGCCAGGGGGAGGAUAGGAACAAGCUGGUGGCCUUGCUCAACACCGUGGUGACCCCAGUGCUCAAUCCCUUCAUCUACACCCUGAGGAACAAACAGGUGAAGCAGGUAUUUAACAAGCAAAUUAGCAAGCUCCUCUCAGAACUAGGAGCUAGAUCUGAGAGGGUGGAGAAAAAUGUAUCUGAGUGA
Molecule: messenger RNA, 1065 nt
Organism: Capra hircus (goat)
Lineage: Eukaryota; Metazoa; Chordata; Mammalia; Artiodactyla; Bovidae
Product: olfactory receptor 49-like
Biological process (GO): G protein-coupled receptor signaling pathway
Cellular component (GO): membrane
Molecular function (GO): olfactory receptor activity; G protein-coupled receptor activity
Source: RefSeq, a predicted model, not a curated record